This is a messenger RNA of Nannochloropsis gaditana CCMP526, 750 nucleotides long. Its product is annotated as histone deacetylase superfamily protein. The record is from RefSeq and is a predicted model, not a curated record. The transcript has 4 exons.
CUGGUCCGCGUCCCCCCGCGCUUGGCUAGCGUGGAGGAACUCACCCGUUUCCACACCCUGGAGUACGUGGGCAAAAUCCAAAGCCUGAGUCGAGCUCAGGGAGGAGAAGCGGGGGACUUUGCCACAUUUGGCCCCGGAUCGUACGAAAUUGCCUGUCUGGCAGUGGGCGGGGUGUUGAACGCCAUCGACGCGGUUGUCACGGGCCGGACGGACACGGGCGACAAAGUCCGAAACGCUUACUGUUUGGCCCGACCCCCGGGGCACCAUGCCGAAAAAGACCGAGGGAUGGGCUUUUGUCUCUUCAACAACGUGGCUCUGGGGGCGAUGCACGCCCGGGUCAAACAAGGGCUGAAGCGCGUGGCCAUCGUCGACUAUGAUGCCUUCGCUCCUGAGCUCCUCUUGGUCUCCUCCGGGUAUGAUGCCGGCUACCUCGAUCCCCUCGCCACCAUGAUGCUUUCCUCGGAGCACUUCCGAACCCUGGGGCAAAAACUGAACGGGCUGGCGGAGGACGUGUGCGACGGGAGGAUCGUCUACGUGCACGAGGGCGGGUAUUCGGACCUGUACGUGCCGUUCUGCGGGCAUGCGAUCGUGGAGGAACUGACAAAGAGACGGACUGGAGUGCGAGAUUGCAUGCUAACGGAUGUCCACCAGUGGGGGUACCAAGAGCUGCAGCCGCACCAGGAUGCCGUAAUCAAGAAAUGCGAGGCGCUGGUGACGGCCCUGAAGCGGCGGAUGGCAGGAAUGAAAUGA